AGGUCUUCCAGAGCCUACGUGCAGGCAGACAUGAGCAGCCCCUGGUGAAGACAGAGGAAGUGUCCUGAUCCAUUCAAAACACACAUAGAGGGACUGCUGUCGGAGCCGGUGGAGGUCAUGAUGUUCCUCGCAAGCCUGUGCCUGGCCUUUCUCCUGCCCGCUGUGGUGGAGGCUCAGUAUGAGAAGUACAGCUUCAGAAGUUUCCCCGAGAAGGACAUCAUGCCGCUGGAGUCCGCGUACAGCUACGCGCUGGAGCAGUACGGGACGCAGAACUGGGACGAGAGCGUCAAGUUCCUGGAGCUGAGCCUGCGACUCCACCGGCUGCUCCGGGACAGCGAGGCUUUCUGCGGCCGCAGCUGCAGCUCCGUCAGCCGGGACAACGACACCCUGUUCGCGGACAGCAGCCUCCGUGUCGUGCGCCACAUCCUGCUGAGGGCUGCGUGCCUCAAAAAGUGCAAGGCGGACUUCCCAGUGUUUAAGCUCACGUACCCGCGGAGGGAUCUGCUGGAAACUUUCGAGAAACGAAUACCCUAUCGGUACAUUCAGUAUGCUUACUACCAGCUUAACAACCUGGAGAAGGCGGUGUCAGCGGCUCACACCUUCCUGAAGAAGAACCCUGACGACCCGUCGCUGACCAAGAACAUGAACUACUACAAGACGAUGUUUGACGUGGAGGAGUACCUCAUCGACCACGAGGAGCAGCCGUAUGAGAGCGUUUUCCUCAAGAGUGUGAUGCUCUACAACAGCGGAGACUUCAGCAGCAGUGCCCGGAACAUGGAGCAGGCCAUCACGCAGUACUUCGAAGCAUACAGCCUCUGCUUAGCAGGCUGUGAGGGCUCAUAUGAGAUCUUAGAGUUUAAAGACUUCUAUCCCACCCUGGCUGAUCUCUACACCGAUGUGCUGAAGUGCAGAGUGAAAUGUGAGGAGUUCCUGACCCCCAGCGUCGGAGGCUUCUUUGUGGAGAAGUUUGUGGCCACCAUGUAUCACUACCUCCAGUUUUCAUAUUAUAAAUUGAAUGACGUGAAAAACGCGGCUCCGUGUGCAGCCAGUUACCUGCUGUUUGACCCCAAAGACCAGGUGAUGCUGCAAAACGUGGCCUAUUAUCGUUUCUACAGGUCACAGUGGGGCCUCCAGGAACCAGACUUCCAGCCUCGGCCCGAGGCCCAGACGUAUUUUAACCAGACAACCAAACAGAAGGAGAUGCUGGAGUUUGCACUGAACUACCUACAAAUAGACGACGAGGACGUGGUGAGUCCAGAAGAAACGGCCACAUCCGACUCGGAGCAUCCCGACGCCGAAUUUGAAGGCAUGGGAGACUACGAGGAGUCCUUCCUGGCCGAAUGGUGGCAGGAGCCCAAAACUAAGUGGGACACCGGAGAGGUUGCAGACUGAGCAUCUCCCGCGCUCCCUCCUCAUCCAACUCCGUCCCACCUCUCAUGACAACGAACCAAAGAACGUUGAGCCCUCCGCGAACAAGACAUUCCCAUUAGUAUUGAAGAGAAAAAGCACAACUCAUACACGUCUGCUCUUUCAGCUGAGGAAUAAAAGGACAAACGUACCCGCCAUGUUGAUCGAGAUCAGAGACAUAUGGUGUCUUGACCGACAUCAGCCUUUAGAAACCUCAUAAUUAGUCAUUAGUCUGACCUGCUAAUGCCUUUUCUACAGUUUUUAUUUAAUGAAAGCAGAAUCCUCUGUCAUCGGGAAUAAGGAAGGUGGCAUGUAGCUUUUCUCGUGCUAAACAAUGUGUUGCUCACAAUUAAAGUAAUAUUUUAAUAUA
Messenger RNA from Mugil cephalus (flathead mullet), 1777 nucleotides. RefSeq names its product prolyl 3-hydroxylase family member 4 (inactive) (gene p3h4). Gene Ontology annotation, molecular function: protein binding; collagen binding. Bases 118 to 1392 code for a protein of 424 amino acids. The record is from RefSeq and is a predicted model, not a curated record. The transcript has 7 exons. Gene Ontology annotation, cellular component: endoplasmic reticulum. Lineage: Eukaryota; Metazoa; Chordata; Actinopteri; Mugiliformes; Mugilidae. Gene Ontology annotation, biological process: collagen fibril organization; peptidyl-lysine hydroxylation.